CCUUCCUGAGGAAAGGGCUAGGUGUAAUAAAAGCCGUCAGGGUGAGGACUUGCAGGUCACCUCCGAUGCCUCCCCAGUGCUGGAGAGACAGAACUGGGGAGCUGCAGUCUGCCUCAGACUGGUGAGAAGGGGGGAAUAAAGAGGAAGAGCGGGUGUGCGGAAACAAAACGCCCCAAUGCUGCUGUGGCCGGGCUGCAUCCCCAGCGAGCAGGUAUAAGGAAAUGCUAGAUCUAGUGAUAUCACCCAGCCUGACUGUAAAUAGAGAGUGCCCUGACAGACUGAAGCUUAACCUUUCUAACAUUUAUGCCACGGCUCCAGAUGACAUAGAAGGCAGCAGCAAAGCAGCACCACAGUGUCCUCUCCAUCUGUACUCCAGAAAACAUUAUCCCCAUAUAGUGACAAUCCCAUCUUUCCCAACAAUGGCAACAUAUGGACAGACUCAGUACAGCACGGGAAUCCAGCAGGCUGCUGCAUACACUGCCUAUCCUCCUCCAGGGCAGCCCUAUGGCAUACCCUCCUACAGCAUUAAAACAGAGGACAGCCUGAGCCAUUCCCCAGGACAGAGUGGGUUUCUUAGCUAUGGAUCCAGCUUCAGUACCCCGACUGCUGGACAAGCACCGUACACGUACCAGAUGCAUGGCACAACAGGGAUUUACCAGGGAGCCAAUGGCCUGACAAAUUCUGCAGGAUUCAGUGCUGUGCAUCAGGAAUAUUCAUCAUAUCCAAGCUUUCCUCAAAGCCAGUACUCACAGUAUUACAGCUCCUCCUACAACUCUCCGUAUGUGUCUGCAAACAGCAUCAGCCCCUCAGCCAUCCCAACCUCCGCUUACUCUCUGCAGGAGUCUUCUCACAAUAUCACCAGUCAGAGCACAGAAUCGCUGUCUGGGGAAUAUUCAACAACACCAGCAAAAGACACAGAAACAGACAGACAUCACAGAGGGUCAGAUGGCAAGGUACGAGCCCGGUCAAAAAGAAGCAACGAUCCUUCCCCUACUGCUGACAGUGAGAUUGAGCGUGUGUUCGUGUGGGAUUUGGAUGAAACGAUAAUUAUUUUUCACUCCUUACUCACGGGAACCUUUGCAUCCAGAUAUGGGAAGGACACUACAACAUCUGUGCGGAUAGGUCUUAUGAUGGAAGAAAUGAUCUUCAACCUUGCAGAUACACAUCUGUUCUUCAAUGACCUGGAGGACUGUGACCAGAUCCACAUAGAUGAUGUAUCAUCAGAUGACAAUGGUCAAGAUCUAAGCACAUACAACUUCUCUGCAGAUGGCUUUCACAGUUCAACUGCCAGUGCAAAUCUGUGUCUGGGCUCAGGUGUUCAUGGGGGAGUUGACUGGAUGAGGAAAUUAGCAUUCCGCUACCGUCGGGUGAAAGAGAUGUACAACACCUACAAAAACAAUGUAGGGGGUUUAAUAGGAGCUCCUAAGAGAGAAACCUGGCUGCAGUUAAGAGCAGAACUCGAAGCGCUGACUGAUCUCUGGCUCACACAUGCUCUGAAGGCACUGAAUUUGAUACAUUCCCGGCCUAACUGUGUGAAUGUGUUGGUCACCACAACUCAGCUUAUACCAGCUCUCGCUAAAGUGCUUCUCUAUGGACUGGGUACUGUCUUCCCCAUUGAAAACAUUUACAGUGCAACAAAAACAGGAAAAGAGAGCUGUUUUGAAAGAAUAAUGCAAAGGUUUGGAAGGAAAGCCGUGUACAUUGUAAUAGGAGAUGGUGUUGAAGAGGAACAGGGAGCAAAAAAGCACAACAUGCCAUUCUGGAGAAUCUCUUGUCACGCUGACCUGGAAGCUCUUCGGCACGCCUUGGAACUUGAAUAUUUGUAGCAGACCCCAACAUCUUAGCACUGUGAGGGCUUCACUCAAACUAUUACAUCGGUUCCACCUAUUCCUCAACAUUUUCUUAGUAAAAAAACAAAAUCCCACAGCAACUGCAGUUUUUCUUUUUUUUGAAGGAGAACCCUUUCAGUGGAAGCCUUUAAGAACUUGCAGCCAAAGAACAUUGUGUCAAGUCCUUCUUCCUUUGGACAGAGGAAAAGCCUUCAGAUAACUCGCUGGGGAUCCUGCAGUUACGUGGUUAAGCCGGAUGCAUAGAGCUGUAACUGCCUUUUUGCCAUCAAUGACAAACACUAGAAGUCUUGGGUCUACUUGUCAGUUUUCUUGCUUUUGAAAGGGGAAGAGGACAUAGUAAGGAGUCUCUGCACAGUACAUGACAUCACAUGGGACCUUCUGAAAAUAAGAGUGAAACUGUUGAUUUUUUUUGUAUUUUUUUUAAUUUAUGAACUAAUCUCAUUAUUCUGGUAUUAAGCUCUGUACCUGUGUUUUUAAUCUGGCUUUUUGUGGUGGGUGGGUGGGUAAAGUCUUACCAUUCUAAAUUAAUAGUUCAUUUCUCCAGAACAAACUCUGGGGAAAAUCAUAUUGUGUACAUUAAUAACGACACAUGGUACUGUUGGUAAGAACUAUAGCUGUGUUUUUAAAUCUUACAUAGAUGGUAUGUGGACUGUGCAUGUGUCUACACGGUGCCUUAUGCUGCCAUCUUGGUUUUGGGGGUUGGGGGUGGGGAAAAAGUACCUUGUGAUGAGUGAAAGGCAUUAAAUAAAAACAUGUUUACAUUUUGGGGGACUAGAUUACCUGCCUUCUCUUCUCUCCAGCCCCUCUUGGAUCUAGAUGUACACGUAGAAUACAUACUCCCUGUUUCAAGGCGGGGUGAGACUAGAAGGACUCUGAACAGAGCCUCUUGGGUGCAAAAUGGAGUCUGUAGCCAGCUAUUCUGUCUGUUGAUGGGACAAAGACUGAAGACAGCGACUGUGUCCACUGGGAGAGAACGUGGGCACUCAGCAAAUCUAACUUGUCCUGCAAAGGAAGAUAAAGGGCAAGCAAAUACUGCAGUUGCGUAUAUUUAUUUUUAUGUAAAUAAAUGCAUCUACAAGUAAGUUUCAACAUUAGAA
Molecule: messenger RNA, 2947 nt
Organism: Harpia harpyja (harpy eagle)
Lineage: Eukaryota; Metazoa; Chordata; Aves; Accipitriformes; Accipitridae
Gene: EYA2
Product: EYA transcriptional coactivator and phosphatase 2
Exons: 16
Coding region: 222-1826 (534 amino acids)
Biological process (GO): multicellular organism development; negative regulation of extrinsic apoptotic signaling pathway in absence of ligand; positive regulation of DNA repair
Cellular component (GO): nucleus
Molecular function (GO): protein tyrosine phosphatase activity
Source: RefSeq, a predicted model, not a curated record